AUUUGAAUACCAUUGUGUGCAUUUACAAGGUGAUAUCUCCUUGCAACCGCUACAUCAUGUCGACCCUCACAACCACCACCGUCGCCGACCUUUCCACAGGCAAGAAAGACGAGAAAGAAGUCAAACAAGAAACCGCCGUGACAGACAGAUUUGCAACAGGCGGCUACCCCUUCCCCGGCCUCCCAACUUUCGACGACCUCUACAAAAAACGACGAUGGCAAUUGGAGCACAUGGCCGGGGCCUUCCGAGUAUUCGCCCGAAAGGGCUUUACAGAGGGAACAGCAGGGCACAUUAGUGUCCGUGAUCCUGUGCAGCCAGAUACAUUCUGGAUAAAUCCGCUCGGAGUCCACUUCGCCAUUCUCAAAGCAAGCGACAUGGUCCAGGUCAAUGAAAAAGGCCAGGUCAUCGGCGGAAAUAAAGUAGCUGUUAAUUCAGCUGGAUUCCAGAUCCAUAGUGCGGUUCACAGGGCUCGUCCGGAUGUACAUGCCGCCUGUCACACGCAUUCGCCGGCGGGAAAGGCGUGGUCGACGUUCGGUCGGCCAUUGGAUAUUAUCAGCCAGGAUGCCUGUAUAUUCUGGGGUAUUCAGACAGUCUAUAAGGACUUUGGUGGAGUUGUGCUGGAGCAGGAUGAGGGAGAGAGGAUUGCUAAGGCGUUGGGUGAUAGUAAGAAAGUGGUUAUUUUGCAGAACCACGGCCUGCUUACAACCGGAGCUACUGUCGAUGAGGCGGCUUAUCUGUUUACACUACUGGAGCGAUCGUGCGAAGUGCAGCUGAUGGUGGAAAGUGCUGGGUUGCCAAAGAAGAUUGUGGGUGACAGCGAGGCCGAGUACACGGCCAAAGUUAACGCUGACCCGGAAACCCUCUAUAUAGAGUUCCAACCGGACUUUGAGUACGAAAUUUGGAAGUCCGAGGGGGAAUUGAGAAGGCCCCCUGAUGUGUAGAAGGCUAUCAUAUAAUUACUCGUGCUUCAUCUUUGAGAAUCUAAACAAUACUACAAAAUAUGCC
Aspergillus versicolor CBS 583.65 is the source of this 1005-nucleotide messenger RNA. RefSeq lists its product as uncharacterized. NCBI's taxonomy places the organism in Eukaryota, Fungi, Ascomycota, Eurotiomycetes, Eurotiales, Aspergillaceae. The coding region runs from base 57 to 941 and encodes 294 amino acids. Gene Ontology annotation, molecular function: actin filament binding. The transcript is spliced from 3 exons. Gene Ontology annotation, cellular component: cytoskeleton. The record is from RefSeq and is a predicted model, not a curated record.